AUGGUGGUCCUUGCCAGCCUCGCCAGCAUAGCCGAGGGCCGCGACGCUGUGGUGGAAGCCGGUGGGAUACCCGCACUGGUCGAGACCAUCGAGGACGGCCCUGCGAGGGAGAAGGAGUUCGCCGUGGUCGCUCUGCUUCAGCUGUGCUCCGAGUGCUCCAGCAAUUGUGCGCUUCUCGUCCGAGAAGGGGCGAUCCCACCGCUCGUUGCGCUCUCGCAGUCCGGCUCUGCUCGUGCAAAGCACAAGGUUACUUGCGCGAGCAGCGACAAGGGGGCGGUGGCUGCCGAGCCGGACCAGGCGGCGCAGCUACGAGCAUGGCUCGGUGACGCGCUGGUCAUGCGACGAAGCUACGAGCUUGGCUAG
Messenger RNA from Triticum turgidum subsp. durum (durum wheat), 363 nucleotides. Lineage: Eukaryota; Viridiplantae; Streptophyta; Magnoliopsida; Poales; Poaceae. The record is from the annotation of a GenBank genome assembly.